Dictyostelium discoideum AX4 is the source of this 1737-nucleotide messenger RNA. RefSeq lists its product as hypothetical. The coding region runs from base 1 to 1737 and encodes 578 amino acids. Lineage: Eukaryota; Evosea; Eumycetozoa; Dictyosteliales; Dictyosteliaceae. The record is from RefSeq and is a predicted model, not a curated record. The transcript is spliced from 2 exons.
AUGAGUGAAAAUAAUGAGGGUAAUAUCAAAAAUGGAGAUGAUGAUAAAAUGAUGCCACCACCUCCGUCUAAUUUCUUAAUGCCACCACCUCCUUCAACACUAAUCAAAAAAUCACCCAAUAAACAACCACAACAACCACAACAACCACAACCAAAAGUUGAACUAAUUUAUAAAGAACCAGAAUGGAGCAAAUCAAACCCUGACAUUGAAUAUAAAUUUGAAGUUAUAAAGAGUGGUACAAUUAUAGAACAUAUUAAUUUAAACAAGAAACCAUUUUAUUUAAUUGGUAGAUUACCAAUAUGUGACAUACAAUUAGAGCAUGCAACAAUUAGUAGACAACAUGCAAUUAUACAACAUAGAGACGGAGGGAAAUUAUAUUUGUAUGAUUUAAAUAGCACACAUGGUUCAAUGAUAAAUAAACAAAAAUGUAAACCAAAUAUUCAUAUACCUAUUAAAGUUGGUGAUGUAAUAAAAUUUGGUGAAUCAACAAGAUUAUUUGUAUUGGAUGGACCAAAUUUAAAUUUAAAUUAUAAUGACGAUGAUAAUAUUAAUAAUGAUGAAAAAGAAAAAGAAAAAAUUAAAGAAAAAGAGAGAGCCAAAGAAAAAGCAGCAUUUUUAUCACUUUUCACUUCAAACAACUCUUCUUCAAAUUCUGAUAAUAAACCUCUUAUAAAUAGAGAUGUUUGGUUAAAAGAUGACCAUGAUGAAGAAAUUAGAAAUCACUAUAAAGAACAAGAUGAUGAUAAUAAAGACCUAGAAAAUAAUAAUAAUAAUAAAAAUAAUAAAAAAAGGAAUCAAAAUAAAAAUGAUGAUGAUGAUGAUUAUGAUGAAGAUGAUUUAGAUAAUAGUAAUAAUAAAAGAAAAAAGAAAAGUCAAGAAGAUGAUGAUGAUGAUGAUGAUGAAGAUAAUCAAUUUUAUGAUAGAACGAAUCAAUCAAAAGAUAAAUUACAAAAACAACAACAAUUAAAAUUAAAUGAUCAAUCAAUAACAGAACUAAUUGAAAAAAGAAAACAAUUUGAAAUUGAGAAACUUUCACUUCAAAAACAAUUUAAACAAUCAACAUUAUUAAAUAAAAAUAAUAAUAAUGAUAAUGAUGAAGAAGAUGAACUCGAUAAAUUUAUGAAUGAAAAUGAACAAGAAUUAAAGAAAAAUACACAACAAAAGAUAAUGAAUUCUUUAAUAACAAUUGAAGAUCAAAUUAAAAAAUUAGAAUCAAUUUUAUUCUUAAAACCAGAUUAUAAGAAAUAUUCUCAAUCUUUACAAUCUUCAUUAAAAUCAAUUCAAUUAAAUGAUGGUAUUGAUAAAUCAAUUGAAAAUAAAACAACUGUCAUCACUACCACAACACCAGCACCAACAACCACUUUAACUAAUUCAACUAUUAAAUCGACUGAAAAUAAAUUAAUGUUUAAUGAUGAUACUGAAAAUAAAAUUCAAGAAAAUAAUAAUAAUAAAAAUAAUAAUCCAAAUAACAAUAAUCCAAAUAAUAAUAAUAAUAAUAAUAAUAAUAAUAAUAAAAAUAAUAACAAUAAUAAUAAUAAUGAUAACAAUAAAUUGGGUAAUCUUUUGGAAAAUGAUAUACCAGAAGAAUAUAAAGUUAAACAAAACCAAAAACCAAAGAAGGUUUACACCCCAGAAGAAAAAAUAAAAAAAUUAAAAGAAAAACAAGAAUCAGAGUAUGUCAAUUUAAUUUCUAGAGAAAAUAAUGAUGGUGAUGAAUCAAAUAGGUAUGGUUAUUAA